Molecule: messenger RNA, 1924 nt
Organism: Passer domesticus (house sparrow)
Lineage: Eukaryota; Metazoa; Chordata; Aves; Passeriformes; Passeridae
Exons: 18
Coding region: 212-1714 (500 amino acids)
Source: RefSeq, a predicted model, not a curated record
UGAACCUGCCGGUGAAGGUCCCACAUCCAGGACGGAGGCUCUGGGAGAUGCUGAGGGUGUGUCUGCAGGGAGGACUUCUCCAGCUCCAGCGCUGGAUGCUCAGCCCCAACCCAGCUCCCAUGGCAGGGGUUCUCCGACAGGGAAGAUCCAAGACAGAACAGACCAGAUAUCCCUGGAACCCCCCAAACAGACGAAGCAAGAGCUGAAGGAAAUGUGGCAGGGAGGACAAGAAAUGAAAGGAGAGCCUGUGCACAUGGAAGCAUUACCCAGAGGAAGCAGUGGUUCCAUGCCAGCCUCUGCUGCAGGAAGGGAGGCCAUGCCAGACCCAGGCCCAGGAGAUGAGGUUGCCGGGAAGGCUUCUCCAUUAGCUUGGAUGAAUAAAGUUUCCAAGCCCUUGGAGCCUCCUGCAGAUGUGUCUACAGGGAGGACUUCUCCAGCUCCUACCUUGGAAGCUGCACAAAAGCCCAGCUCCCAUCAGAGUGGGAAAAUCCAAGAUACAACAGAUAAGAUAUCCCUGGAACCAUCCAAACAGAUGAGGCAAGAGCUGAAGGAACUCCUGCAGACAAGACAAGAGAUGGACAUAGUGCUUCAGUGGAAGGUGGCAUUUCUUGAAGGAAGCACUCCAUCUUCAGUGCCAGCCUCUGCUGCAGGAAAGAAGGCAAAGCCAGACACGGGCACAGGCACAGCAGACUGGGAUGCUGGGAAGGAUUCUCCGUUAGCCUGGCGCUAUGAAGUUGUGAAACCCUCUGGGCAUUCUGCAGAUGUGUCUGCAGGGACGACUUCACCAACUCCUACCUUGGAUGCUGCACAAAAGGCCAGCUCCCAUCACAGGAGUCCUACGAUAGGAGAGACCAAAGACAUGGCAGGCAAGAAAUUCCAGGACCCAUUAGAAAUCAUGUGGCAAAUGCUGAAGGAACGUCUGCAGAGAAAGCAAGAAAUGAAAGGAGAGCCUGUGCACAUGGAAGCACUUCCCAGAGGAAGCAGUGGUUCCGUGCCAGCCUCUGCUGCAGGAAGGGAGGCUGUACAAGGCACAGGCACAGGAGCUGAACCUGCUGGUGAAGGCCCCACAUCCAGGACGGAGGCUCUGGGAGAUGCUGAGGGUGUGUCUGCAGGGAGGACUUCUUCAGCUCCAGGGCUGGAUGCUUGGCCCCAACCCAGCUCCCAUGGCAGGGUUCCUCCAAAAGGAAAGACCCAAGAUACUGCAGCCAAAAAGUCUCAUGAGGCAGAUGAAUUCCUGAGACAAACACAGAAGGAAGCACCCGGAGGACAAGUGAUGGACCAAAAGGCUGUUCAGGAGGAGGAACAGCCAGGGAGAAGCAGUGGCUCAUUGGCAGCCCUAGCUGCAGGAAGGAAGGCAAUGACAGACACGGGCACAGGCACAGCAGAUGCAGCCGGCACCACAAGACCUGUUCCCAAUGCCCAGGAUGGCCUCAGAAGGGGUUUCUGUCAGGGAACAGGCUGCUGGCUACUGUUACUGGCAAGUGUGCUUUGUUUGGGGCUUGUGUUCAUGUUGUACUGCUUUGGAAUCGGGUAUUCCUGGAAGAGAAAACAGAGCACCUCGGGACAGGAGUUGGAAGACGGUGGCUGCACCUCACAGCCAGACAGCGUGAGCAGCUCCUCCAGCAGCAGGAACGGCCUGGACAGCCCUCUCAAGUGUUCUGUGAAGAGGACCCCAGAACAACCGUCGACGAGGAAGCCUCUUAUUGCCCCAUAGGUCCCACUGCCAUCUGCUCUCCCCAUGGGCCUCCCCAAGCUGCCUUCAUCCCUUUUUUUUUCUCUGUCUGUCCCAUCCCAGCCAACCCGAGUUCCUCUAGAGACCCCAGGACCAACCCAGCACCUUCCAGCCCUUCCUGAGACCAACACAUCCCUUCCUCUGCCCCUGAGCCCUCUGGCCUUGCCCUCUAAGAAACACUGAAGGUGACAC